Molecule: messenger RNA, 734 nt
Organism: Maniola jurtina (meadow brown)
Lineage: Eukaryota; Metazoa; Arthropoda; Insecta; Lepidoptera; Nymphalidae
Gene: mRpL23
Product: probable 39S ribosomal protein L23, mitochondrial
Exons: 3
Coding region: 169-621 (150 amino acids)
Biological process (GO): mitochondrial translation
Cellular component (GO): ribosome; mitochondrial large ribosomal subunit
Molecular function (GO): structural constituent of ribosome
Source: RefSeq, a predicted model, not a curated record
UUGACUUGAGGUUAGAAAUAGAAUUGCAUAAAAAUUACUUUCUAACUAUAUAAAAUAAUAUUUAAAUGCUGUCAAAUAGUUAACUUAUUGUAAAAUAAACAAAAAGAGCUCUGUAGAGAGAAUCGUUAAUACAUCUCCUAUGGUACAAGUUUUUAGUACAUAGUAAAAAUGUCGACGCGCUGGUAUCCCAUAUAUCAGAGAGGAAACCCUCAAUUGCGAGUUUUUUUGCCCAAUUUUUGGAUGAAGUUGGUUCGGCCCUCUGCUAAUCAACAGCCAAACUUGGUUGAAUUCCAUUGCUCCAUGGAGAUGACAAAACAUGACAUAAAAAACUAUUUGGAGAAAAUUUAUAAUGUACCUGUAAUAGAUGUAAAAACUAGAAUAGCAUUGGGUAAAUUUCGAAAGGAUAUUGGAAAAGGCUACAUUGUUAAGGAUGAUGAUGUAAAGUUUGCUUAUGUGACCCUGCCCAAAACUAUGAAGUUUGAAUUUCCUGAUAUUUUUGAGAAGAAAAAAGGAGACCCUGAGGAUGAUAUGAAAUCAUUAGAUGAAGCUAAAAAAUCAUUCAAAAGUUUUAUAAGACGCAAUAAAGACAGAUCAGAUGUGCCUAGCUGGUUCUCCAUCUAAUAAAAUUAUGAGUUACUUAGUUCUAAUUAAAUUAAUUACUUAAUGGUAACAAUUUAGUGAUUAUUUUCUGUAGAUAUUUACAAAAAUAAAUAAAUGUAUUUAGUUUAAACAAA